UUUUCUUGUUGUCACGUGGUUUGUACGUCAUAAUAUGAUCGAUACCUACGGUAAAUCUGGUGAUUUUUCUUUGAUUUAUUUGUGUUCUGUGAUAAUGUAAUCCGAAGCCAUUCUCUACUUUGGGACAUUUUCUGUGUUCGGUGUAUGACAAGAAAACUGCAGUUGGAUGCCGUGUUGCGACUAAACACUGUUGAAACUGAUCCAAUGCUAACAAUAUUCACGUGGAGUUUACCUGUGCAAUAUUACCUGGCCUUUUUAUCAGACAAAAAAACCAUAACAGAUAUUGAUAAGCCUUUUUUUGUUUUAUGAAUUUUAUGUUUAAUCAGGGACAUCUGCUGUUAUCGGAAUUUGACAGAGAAAAUUCGAAUGAAUGCUAUAAUUUCCGCAUCGUUUUAAAAGAAUUAGUACUAGUGAAAAAGAUCGCCAUCCGAUUGUUGUGAUUCUCUUUCUUGGACUCAAAACACUCUUGCCAUCGCUCGAAACAAAAUGGAAUAUACCAUGCUGCAUAUAAAGUUAUGAUGGCCCUGGAACACCUCUGAGUUCUCCAAAUGUUGAUAGACAGACACAUGGACAUUAUGCCAACAUCCGCAAAACGCGUGUGUAGAGAAGGCAGUUUGGAGACUGACAAAGAAUCUUCCGGUGACAUUUCACCCAUUCAGACGCCCGAUCUUGAAGCCGUUCGCCCCAAAACCAGAAAACACCCCAAAUCGAGUCUAAAAUCAGAACCUGAUACAGACGACAGUCCUGUUUUCACUGAUGACGAGAGCGUCGUAGGCGAUGACGACAAAACCGGAAGCCAGGAGGCUACAGCAGAAGGUCUCGGCAAUCAACAGCCACAGAAGAAAACCGUUGCUCAGAUCAUGAGGGACAAGAAGAAACAGACCGGAAUGACCUUACAGUGGCUUGAAGAAAACUACUGUAUUUGCGAGGGCGUAUGCCUACCACGCUGCAUACUUUAUGCACAUUAUCUCGACUUCUGUCGUCAAAAAUCUUUAGAACCGGCAUGUGCAGCAACUUUUGGAAAGACUAUUCGUCAGAAAUUUCCUCACCUUACAACAAGACGUCUGGGAACCCGUGGACAUUCGAAGUACCAUUACUAUGGGAUCGGUAUUCGAGAAACCAGCCAGUAUUAUCAUUCAGUAUACACAGGGAAAGGACUUACAAGGUUUUCCGGUUGUAAACUGAAAAAUGAGGGUGGAUUUACAAGGAAAUAUUCGCUAAGUUCAAAGACUGGUACUUUACUUCCAGAAUUCCCUAAUGCUCAGUACCUCAUAUUACCACUGUCCAUACCUAGAGAAAAGGUAGAAACCUUUGUGAUGAUGUACAAAACUCAUUGUCAAUGUAUUCUCGAUACUGCGAUCAACGCCAAUUUUGAAGAGAUUCAGAACUUCUUGCUACAUUUUUGGCAAGGUCUCCCCGAGCACCUGCUGCCUUUGGUAGAAAAUGAGGUUAUCGUGGACAUCAUCUGUGUUUGUGACAGUAUUCUGUACAAGGUAUUGACAGAGGUCCUAAUUCCAGCGACAAUGCAAGAAAUGCCAGAAACGUUGCUGUGUGAUAUACGUAAUUUCUCCAAACAUUGGGAGAACUGGGUGUCCACUUCGCUAGAAAAUCUACCAGAGCCUCUCUCACAGAGCAAACUUCCGGUCGCAAGAAGAUUUGCACAAGCAAUGAAAAGACAAACUUCAUUUUUACAUCUUGCACAGACGGCACGUCCAGUGCUCUAUGACGCACAAAUGGUCAACCAGAUGAUUGCUGAUGUAGACAGCAUUGAUCUGAAUAGUAUAGGCACGCAUGCACUUCACAAUACCAACGACGGUGGAGAAUCGGAUUUGGAACUCAAUGCAGAAUUUUUGAGGGAAUUUAAAGAAAUACUUCGGAAGCAGGCCACUGUGGAGUCGUUCACAGAGUGGUUAGAUAGUGUGGUGGAAAACAAAGUCAUAAAGCCGAGUAAACAAAAUGGUCGAUCCUUCAAGAAGAGGGCUUCAGCCUUCCUACUGAAUUGGUCGUUCUUUGGAGCAAGAGUGAUGCAUAAUCUUACCUUGAACAACGCCAAAGCGUUUGGUUCCUUUCAUUUAAUUCGGAUGCUUCUGGACGAAUAUGUCUUGCUAGCUGUGGAGACGCAAUUACAUGUAGAGAAGGAAACCGAGAUUCAGUCUCUGUUAGAGAAACACAUGAAAACAGAAGAUGGCAGUUCUCGUCCAAUUCUUUCUUCACAAUCCAGUAGCUGCUUUCUUGCCACGAAAAGAGACACUUUGAAUUCUAGGAACUUUAAUAAUAACACUGUUAAGCACGAGUUUUACGGACAGCCAUCACCUACCGGCCAUAAUACAUUCACUCACGAGAAGGAGCCGUCCUUUAACAUGUCCAGUCACAUUAACAAUAUGGCUGUUAUGGCCCAGAGUGUUCGAGGAAACCCACAGCCAAAUCGCUCAUCUCCAAUCAUUUUCAAUCCGAUUCCACAGCAACUUAGAAAUAGUGUUAUAAGCUAUCCCGGAUCUACACAGCCAUCUUUAGUAGCACCUGCUCCAUUUAGCUACAUCGGACAAGGAGAAUACCAGACUGGUUCGCCAUAUAGUUUUGGUAGCUAUGGGCCGCAUUACCCGAGUGCCUUCCGAACACACCCAUCUAUGAAUCAUUCACCAUAUUCCAGUGUGAAAAAUGAUCUGGAACCAAGUUAUCAUCAUGACUCUCAAUACACCAGUGCGGACUUCUAUAAUCCGAAUUACACCAGUUUGUCUCAGCCGACCUUCGGGUCUCCAUCUGUCUAUAGUCAAGGGACUAGUGCAUUCAACGUGGUGCCCACUAACCAAGCGUUUAGUGGAUUGUCUUACUCUGGAUCAGAUUUCUUCAGCAGUGGCUAUAAUCCGCCGUCGAAGCCACAUGUCGAGCACGUGUCCGUGAUACAGCAGCGCUACCCUGACGAUCCACUGAACAUCCUAGACAAACCAAUCCGACCGAAAGAUGGCGCUUACAACACUAGUCCAGCCAGCUGUCACAGUCCGCCUCGUCCUGGGGUGCAUCAUGACUUUGGUGACGACAUCAUAAGUAUGGCUGUAAAUGGAAUGAUAACGAGUGACCAUGACCUUUCCCAGGCAUACAAUGACCCAGGACCUUUGCCCUCAAUAAACACAGUGUUUAUGACGUAAUCCAUGGCUAUUCUUCAAAAAAACCUUAUCACACUUUGUGGCAUUCUAGAAUGAAAUGGAAGCGCAAUAAGAAUAUACAGUGAUUACAUUUUUGUGACUGUGCAAUGACUUUCGGUAUUUUACCAUAAAUCCUAGAGGGUUUAGCAUCAUUUUACUACUUGGAUGAGAUUCAUUCAUUGCUUUAUUAAACUGAAUGAACAAAUCAUAAAAACCGUGUCAAUACAUGUAUUUUUAAUUCACCAAGGGUACAAUAGACAGACAAUAUAUACCAAUUGCUGGAGCAGAUCUGAAUUGUAAAUACGAAUUACUUUGAACUGUAUUUGUAGUGCUAUAUCAAGUCCUACUAUAUAAAUGUCAGUAGGUUAUGUACUUAGAGUUAGUUGGUUAGAUUAUUUCAAGUGCCUGAUAGUUCUGCAGCCAUAUCAAACUUGCAUUUUUCCAUAAUAUGUAUUCAUUGGUUUUCAUCCAUGUCAUAUGUUACGGAGCGUUACUGUCUUGAAUCUGUUCAUCGCCAUUCAUAUAUUAUGAACAGAACACAGAUUUUGUGAUUUUGAAUAUAUUGUGUUUGUGAUUACUGCAUAGAAUUUCGACUCAUUAAUGUGCAAUUCACAACGAGCUUACACGAUCAAAUCAAGCUUGCCUUUUGUAUAUUGACUUUAUAAUUAAACAUCUGUAUGUUCUCACCCACUUUCAUAGGCUUUAGAUGAUAUAAUCUAUCAAAUGAUAUUCUAAAAGUUUAGUGGAAAUGGAUUAUAAAUGGUAUGCAAUAUGUAUUAUUUUGCAAUGUAAUUCGUAGACAUAGAGAAUUUCAUUUAUGAUUGUUUUUCAUUUUCCUUUUGUUCCCAUACUUGCCAUGACAAUAUAAUAGUCAAUUAUUAUACAAAUCCAUAUCAAUAUUGUUGCCUUUUGUUACAUUUUCGGAAGACAGUUGUCUUAAGGAUUCUAUAUUUAACCUUGAAAUGUAAAUAAAAGUGGUUUACAAAGAA
This is a messenger RNA of Ostrea edulis (European flat oyster), 4132 nucleotides long. RefSeq names its product DNA-binding protein RFX6-like. The transcript has 20 exons. The record is from RefSeq and is a predicted model, not a curated record. NCBI's taxonomy places the organism in Eukaryota, Metazoa, Mollusca, Bivalvia, Ostreida, Ostreidae. Gene Ontology annotation, molecular function: RNA polymerase II cis-regulatory region sequence-specific DNA binding; DNA-binding transcription factor activity, RNA polymerase II-specific. Bases 549 to 3146 code for a protein of 865 amino acids. Gene Ontology annotation, biological process: regulation of transcription by RNA polymerase II.